Messenger RNA from Bicyclus anynana (squinting bush brown), 1454 nucleotides. Its product is annotated as homeobox protein ceh-31-like. The transcript has 6 exons. The coding region runs from base 156 to 1019 and encodes 287 amino acids. Gene Ontology annotation, biological process: regulation of transcription by RNA polymerase II; cell differentiation. NCBI's taxonomy places the organism in Eukaryota, Metazoa, Arthropoda, Insecta, Lepidoptera, Nymphalidae. Gene Ontology annotation, molecular function: RNA polymerase II cis-regulatory region sequence-specific DNA binding. The record is from RefSeq and is a predicted model, not a curated record.
UCUAAAAAAAAUAUAUACGGUCGAAUUGAGAAACCUCCUCCUUUUUUUAAAGUCAGUAAAAAAAAGUGUAAUUCCAAUAUAAUACGAUUAAUAUAACCUAUAUUCCAAUGGUUUGCUAAAUUGAGUGCUACUUGUAAAUUGAUUGAAUAAUACCAAUGCUUGGGAAAAUUUAUCCUGCCAUUAUGAAAUCGGAAAUAAACACAGACAAAUACUUUUCUAGCAAUAAUAAUUUAAUAAAAUUGUGGAUUGCUGUGAUAAAUAAACCCGAGCACGGAUUUACUCAGCCAUGUCAAGAGGAGGAUACCGUUGUAUUUAAUGAUUCUAGUUGCUUAGUUUAUCAGAAUGCCAUUGUGCAAGGCUGGAUAAACAACUGCGAAGUGUUGGGAUUUAUACCAGAUUGUCCAUCACCGGAUUAUCCUGCGACAGACUGUUUCAACUAUUCAGUAUAUAAUCAAAAACAGACAUCGCAUGCGAGAAGUUUUCAUGGAUUACAUUCAAGUCCGCCCAAACGAAAUGCAUUGAGAGUAAAUUUGAAACGAAAACGCAAGCGAACAAUUUUCACAACGGAACAAAUAGUUAUUCUCGAAGGCGUGUUCCAGAGGAAACCUUACAUUUCCAGAGAAGAGAGGUUAGCGAUGAUGAAUAGUUUGCAGCUCAGUGAAAAAGCUAUUAAAAUUUGGUUUCAAAACCGUCGUCGCCUGACAGAUAAAAAAUGUCAAGAAUAUACAUCCGAUUCCCCAUCAUCACAAGAUUCUCAAGAUUAUUCAGAAAGUUUGACAUUCAUUGAAGCACAAAUAAAAGAUAACACAGAUGAAAAUGGCUACGUAACAUUAAAUGAUCACGCUAUGAGUGAGUUAGUUAAUGUUAUUGAUGAUUGUAUCCCUAAAGAUUUAAAUCUUAAUGAUCUGGAAUUUUGUAGAAACACAAAUUCAAGUAGAGCUUUAUAUCCAGCAAUUACAGAAGAUGUUGUAAUGUACGAACCCAUUUCACCUGCGAGUUCUGAUCAUAACGUUAUAUAAAAUUCUAAAUAUGGGGAUACGAUUUUUAUAUGAAUAGAUUUUAGUGAAUUUUUGUGAUUAACCCAGUAAAAUGUGUAACUCUAUGUAUAUUAUGUUAUCUAAUUAUUAAAUAUGUAAAUAUUUUUUUUAUUUAAUAUUAAUUAUCAAUUUUAUAAGUACUUUUUACUUAAGUUUAAUAAAUGUAAGUAAAACUAAAAUUACCAUAAAACAUUUAUUUACCUUUAAUAUUUGAAACUGAAAACUAUACAUACUUAAAAAUAUUUUAUUCAGAGAAAAUUUGUAUAAUGUAUUAAAUAAGUAACUCUUAUAAAUUAAAUACAUGUCUAUAAAAUACAUAAACUUAUUUGUCAAACAAUUCAUUAUAAAGAUAUAUACGAAGAGUAUUUACUUGUUGAAGUAGAUGCUUGUUGACUAGAUGGCUCAGGUGGUGCCAUA